Molecule: messenger RNA, 419 nt
Organism: Psylliodes chrysocephalus
Lineage: Eukaryota; Metazoa; Arthropoda; Insecta; Coleoptera; Chrysomelidae
Source: the annotation of a GenBank genome assembly
CCAAAGUAUCUCUUCUGACCCAGGAUUAUGGCCCGAAAUCACGCGUGCAGCAGAUAGAGUUUUUUUAGUUAAACGUGGUCCAGCUGCACCUUUGUAUAAUUUUGAUUUUCCUUUUGAUGAUCAGCAUAGAAGAUUCUCACUAAAACAUUACAAGAAAAGGCUUAGAAAUGGAGAUGAGGUUUUAAGAGAAUGGAUGGUAUAUUCCGUAUUUAAAAACGCUUUGUACUGUUUUCCAUGUCGACUUUUUGCUGCACCAUCUAGCUUGAGCGCUCUUGGCAAUCGGGGAUUUAAAGACUGGAAGCAUUUAGGGGACUCUUCAGCACAUCAUGAAAAUGCUAAAACUCAUAUAGAUUGUUUGAAAUCAUGGCUUGAAUUGAAGCAAAGAUCGAAAAUAGGUGAAACAAUAGAUGCAGUUUCUU